Molecule: messenger RNA, 5391 nt
Organism: Amphiprion ocellaris (clown anemonefish)
Lineage: Eukaryota; Metazoa; Chordata; Actinopteri; Pomacentridae
Gene: otud4
Product: OTU deubiquitinase 4
Exons: 21
Coding region: 306-4157 (1283 amino acids)
Biological process (GO): protein deubiquitination; regulation of protein K48-linked deubiquitination; negative regulation of toll-like receptor signaling pathway
Molecular function (GO): K63-linked deubiquitinase activity; cysteine-type deubiquitinase activity
Source: RefSeq, a predicted model, not a curated record
CCGUAGAAGAAGAAGGGGGCGUGUAGCGGUUAGCCUGACGCUAACUGCGAGCUAAAGUUGAGUCUUCUACUUUCACUUUCUGAGAAGCAACGAUAUCCCCGAUGGGAUGAGCGGGUCUUCCUGGGAAACGAAACUGGACGCCGCCGUGGCCGCCUCGGACACAGUUUAGCUCGUACAUGCCGGCGUUUAACCGUCCUCUGCGGCGGUUCUAACAGGUUGUAGCCGGUGGCGUCAAAAGUUUUCCCCGCUAACCGUCCGAACGGCGUCAGUUUACAGCUAGCUUUAACGGGCUAGCAGCCGCUAGCAUGGAGGUCGGUGGGAUGGCGCCGAGUAACGAGGAGCGGGGAGUGGAGAAAGCCAUGGACGAGUACUUGAAAUCAAUCGAUCUGCAUCGGAAGAAGAUCGCCAAGGACGGGUCGUGCUUGUUCCGGGCUGUCGCUGAGCAGGUGCUGCACUGCCAAAGUCUCCAUACUGAAGUUCGGGCCAAAUGUGUGGAGUUCCUGAAGCAGAACAGAGAGAGCUACGAGGCGUUUAUUGAAGGUGACUUUGAGGAAUACCUGUACAAGCUUCAGGACCCACAGCAAUGGGUGGGAGAAGUGGAGAUCAACGCGUUGGCUGUCAUGUACAAGAGCGACUUCUUGAUCUUCCAGGAACCCGGAAAACCGGCCGUCAACAUCACAGACAACAACUUCAAGGACAAGGUGCGGUUGUGUUUCCUGAACGGGAAUCACUACGACAGCGUUUAUCCCAUCAGCCACAUAAAGAACGCCGCCGUCUGCCAGUCCAUCCUGUACGAGCUGCUGUAUGACAGAGUGUUUAAGGUGGACCGGAGCUUCCUGGGUCUCUGCCAGCGGACCAGCCGACCCACCGACCUCCUGAGCGACGACAACAUGUUCGCCUGCGCCAGCAGCGACGAGUCCGACCCGGACACCGGAGACGCCCUCUGGGUGGAAAAUGGAACGAGCUUGACCUCUACGAGACACAGCAGCCAGACUUACAGGGGUCGCGGUCGAGGUCGGCAGCUGCCCGAGAGAGUCCGAAGAUCUCUGAACCCAACUCUGCUGAGGAACAUCGAGUACGACGUCUGGCAGAAGAGCAAAAGAGCCCAGCAGAAGAUGGAUUACUGCAUCGCUGCUGGGAUGCAUUUCUCAGUCGGAGAUCACUGCCAGGUGCGUCUGGACGGCAGUGGGCGGAGCUACGGCGCCACCAUCAAGGAGGUUCCUCCCAAUAACGGACCAGUGACAGUUUACAUCGAGGAACUGGGCCGGAGACAGACGGUCUCUCUGUGGAGCCUCAGACCCCCCAGUGAUGGAGGCAGCUGGAGCACCGUCGCCAACCGGGACAAGAAGCUCAGCAAUGGGCACGGAGAGUGGGAGGAAAGAGGUAGAGGAAGAGGAAGAGGGAAAGCCCUCCCAGCAACUUCCUCUGUUUCCACAGCAACAGCACAAGGUGCUACUGGGCGUGUGCAGAAGCAGCACUCAUGGCCGCCGCCGACCACUGUAGAGGAGCAGGGGGCAACUAAACCGACCAGGAAGUCUGUGAGCUCAGCGGAGUCGGCAUUCGGUCUGACAGAGGAGCAGCGAUUGGCCAAAGAGGAGGAGGAGAGGAACGUGGCUCUGGUGGAGAUCCAGCUGAGAGACGAACUCAGCUUCCCUGCCCUCGGGACGCAGAAUGAAGGAGGGAAGAGGAAGGGAGGAGAGAAGAGACGAUCUCAGAGGAACAAGACGAAGAGUCCGGUUGAAGACGUCAGAGCUCCAUCUCCUAAAUCUUUGACUCCGCCUCCUCCAACCUCAUCUCCACCUGAGACCGACCCCACUAACUCCGCCCCUCCUGUUGAUUCCACCCCCACCUGGCUGAGCUCCAUUAAACCGUCGUCCUCUCAGUCCUAUGCUUCAGCUGCUGGUCCUGCUGCUGGUCCUGCUGCUGGUCCUGCUGCUGGUCCUGCUGCUGGUCCUGCUGCUAAACCUGCGCUGACUCCUCCCCCCUUCAUCACCCCCAUCCUCCCCCCUGCCUCCUCCUCCUCACCUCCUCCCACCUUCAUCGCUCCCAUCGCCCCCUCUCCCUCCUCUGCUCAGGGCCUCCCCCGGUCCUCCCCUCCCACCUCCUGCCUCCCCCACUCCUCCCCCAGCCCUCCGUCCUCCCUCCUCCAGGAGGCUCCAGCAGCUCAAAGCACAAAUUCUUUUCCCAAACCUGGAGUCCCUGUGACGUCGUCUCAGAUGGUCCAAAGACAGAAUUCUGCUCAGGAGACUCAGAACCAGACCUCAGGACCACAAAACCAGAACCAAGGUUCUGAACCACAAAACCAAGUCCUGAUGACCCAGACCUCUGUCCCCCAAAUCCAGACCUCUGUCCCCCAAAUCCAGACCUCUGUCCCCCAAAUCCAGACUCAGACCUCUGUCCCCCAAAUCCAGACCUCUGUCCCCCAAAUCCAGACUCAGACCUCUGUCCCCCAAAUCCAGACCUCUGUCCCCCAAAUCCAGACCUCUGUCCCCCAAAUCCAGACCUCUGUCCCCCAAAUCCAGACUCAGACCUCUGUCCCCCAAAUCCAGACUCAGACCUCUGUCCUCCAGACCCAGACCUCUGUCCCCCAAAUCCAGACUCAGACCUCUGUCCUCCAGACCCAGACCGAGUCCUCUGUCGCCCAGAUCCAGACCUCUGUCCCCCACAUUCAGACCUCUGUCCCUCAAACCCAGAUCCAGACCUCUGUCCCCCAAAUCCAGACCUCUAUCCCCCAGACCCAGUCCUCUGCCCCCCUGUCCUCCCAGCCUCUCCACCACGUCCAGCCUCCUCACCCCUCCCAGGUCCCUCACCCAUCCCUCUGUCUCAUCUCCUCCUCCCCCCUUCAGAGUCAAACUGAAGCCCCGCCCCCUCCUCCCCCCCUCUCGUCCCUCCCCGCCUCCGUCCCCCUGCAGCUGUCCCAGGUCUACCAGGACCCCCUGUACCCGGGGUUCCCUCAGGGAGAGAAGGGGGACGUGCUCCCGACUCCAGGCUUCUCGUCCAGCAGGAUGGGGGACGACCUGCCCCGAGAUAUCAACAUCCUGAGGUUUUUCUUCAACCUGGGUAUCAAGGCCUACUCCAUGCAUUGGAUCCCCCCCUACAUGUACCUCCUGCCCCUCCAGCAGGCCCACGCCAUGCAGCCCAAACUCUCCUCCCGCUCCCCGUCCCCCCACUAUCCACCCCCCACCAGGCACCAGGAUGCCUACCUGCCCCCCCAGUACCACAACACAUCCCCACCCCCCCAGUACCCUGCUGCCUCCACGUCCCCCCAGUACCCUCCCACCUCGGCGCCCCCCCAGUACAACCACCAGGCCCACCUCGCUGAGCCGAUGGGGUACCCCAACACCCAGCCCCCGCCCCACAGGAUGCCCUGCCCCUCGCUGUCAUGGCAACAGAUGCCCCCAUCCAGAACCCCCCCAUACACAGGUGGGUAUUCCUCCAUGACGCCUUCGUACCCGAUUCCCCCACCAGCAUCUCAGGGCUACCCCCAGGGACACAGCCCAGGACACCCCAUGUACCCCCCGGCUGUGCCCCCGUACCCCCCUUCGUCUCUGGGGUAUCAGCCUCCGUCUGCCCCCGAGGAGCUCCAGAUGGGUCAGGGGGCCGUGAAGCAGAUCAAGCCCGCCAAUGGGGACACGAUGCUGGGCCACGAUCGCGUCAGAGUCCCUGGUCCUCUGGAAGGUCCUGCUAAUGUGGCUAACGCUAACAGACCGGCGGUUCCUGGUUUCACCCUGAAAAAGGAGGCAGGAGACGGUGGGACCAGAGCAGUGCUGCUGGUGGACCCCCCCCUCAACAACCAGCCCAUACUCGCUCUGGUUUCAGACCCUGACGCUAAGGGCGCCCCCGUCGCCAUAGCAGCCAGGAAGCCCAGCAGCAGCCCCGCCUCCCAGUCUACGUACCGGGGCCCCCGUCAGCCGUAUGUCCCCCUCAGGGUCCCAGAGCCCACACAGGUGAGCUUCCUGGGGGCGGAGCCUCUGUCAGUGGCCUGCAGCACGGAGGACGACUGGCAGGAGGACCGACCUGCGAGCAUCAGAGGGAGGAGGAGCUACAGAGGAGGAGGCCGAAGCCGGGGGGGCUACAGGAGGAGGCCCGGGGUGGAGCUUGGAGCGGGACAGUACAGCUCCUCCCCGAGGGGGCGGGGCCAAGAGAGGAGCUACUAACUCUCAGCCAAUGAGAGGAGAGGACAUAAGAAGUUGAUUUUUUUUUUUUCUUUGUCACCAGAGAGCUGAUUGGAUUGUUUUUGCUGAGUCUUUUGGUCUCCGAGAAGAAACACGGACGCUUCUUUGUCCUCGAACGCAUCGUGUCCUCGAACGCAUCGUGUCCUCGCCUGCGUCACGUUCAGGAAACACCGUCGCCGUAUUUUAAAGCCUCAGAAUCUUAAACACAAACACUAUGUUGGAAUUUGUAAUGUUUGGUGCGCUAAUUAGCAUAGCAUGUUAGCAUCUCUGGAUUUAAAACACAUUUAAAGCUCGUUUUCAGGAUUAUAAACAAUAAAUUUUGCCUCCAUGUCGACAUUUGAGAUAAAAAAUUUACAAAUUUCUUCACAGGUUGUUGCUUUAGUGCCUGUCUGAUGUUUUUAUAGCUAGCAUCUUGUUAGCUUAGCAAAAUUCAUCUGACAAAACGAAGCCAAAUGUAUUUCUGACCAUCCAGGUUUUUACUUCAGUCAGUCAGCGUAGCAUAAAUGUUGAAUGCUUAAAGCCAUACAUUUAUUUAUAUACUUUAACCUUUGCAUUCAUCAAGCAAACAGCGAGUUAGCUUAGCAUAAAGAUGGAAAACAGCCCAGGCUUCAGAUUAAACGGCCAGUUAGCUUAGAUUGAGCAUUUUUUUUAAACGGCUGAGCUCUGAUGUUUUAAUGUUGACGUUUGGUUGUGUUUGUAGGUGGAUUUUGUUACCUUUUGGCAUCUUUAUGCUAAGCUAACCUAACUGUUUCCUGCUUCUUCUUUUCAUAUUUAGGACAUGAGAGCGCUGUUGGUCUUCUCACCUCGCUCUCUUUGAAGCUGAGCAAAAAAAUUCCCUUUAAAAGGAAGCCAAAUGUCUGACUUUCUCGAAUGAGACACAACUGAGAGCUUAGCGCGUCGCUACGGCAACACAAAUUUCAGCAUCUGUUAGCGCUGCGGGCUAAAAGCAGGAGGAUAAUCUGAUGUGAGAACAGCUUUUAGAGAUGUGUCGCGGCUAGAAACCUCAGCGGAGAGAGAGCUCUGGUUUCAUGUGUUUGUUUAGGUUUAGUUUUUUGUGCUGCUGCUGGUUUUUUUUUUUCUUCUUUGGAUCGACUCCGCUGAGAUCAGUGCCUUUGCUACUUUUACUGUUUGUCUUCUGAGAAACUGCUGUACGCAACAAACACGCCGUCUGCUGGGUUUUUCUAUGUGGAUGAAUAAAUAAAACUUUGGUUCAGUU